This is a messenger RNA of Caenorhabditis bovis, 378 nucleotides long. The record is from the annotation of a GenBank genome assembly. NCBI's taxonomy places the organism in Eukaryota, Metazoa, Nematoda, Chromadorea, Rhabditida, Rhabditidae.
AUGGACACUGUAGUUCCCGUGUGCUCCGACGCCACCAUCGAAAAUGGAAACAGCGGCUAUUAUACGCCAAAGGGUCAUCUCAAUCAAACAAUUAUUAAAGAAGCCGAAGCGGCGCGCUCAAGUCGACGACUCGACAGCCCACGAAUUUCAACAACGUCCAGCGAGUAUUCGGUUCCGGUUUCACCAUUUCCCUCAACGUCGCCGCUAAUUGUUAUCAGCCCGCCGAAAGACGAAUCUGCACCAAUCACCAUUCUCCCAGCAAGUCCUCGUCCGCCAAUGCCUGAAACCCAUCGGCGAUCUCUUAUCGUUGCCAUAAUUGCAGCAUUUCUCGUAUUCAUCGCCGUCAUUUUUAUGCUACAACUAGUCAUCAAUGCCUAG